AUGGAGACCCCACGCCGCAAUCGGAAUCGUGCUGCAUGUCGGAGAUGCCAACGCCGAAAAAUUAAGUGUGAUGGGACUCUACCCCAAUGCACCUCAUGCAAAAAGGCAAAUGUGACUUGCAUAAACGACGGGAAGCAAGAGGUUAAUCGAACUUACAUCGCCAGCUUGCAAAAACGCGUUCAAUGGCUCGAAUCACUGGUGCGUGAGCAGGGUAGAAGUAUAGAAGCUGGGCCGCCCCAGUCGGUGGAUCUUGCACAUUCUGAACCUCCACUUGAGGAAGAUCACACCUUCACCCGCUCUGUUACUUCACAGACUCGAAAUGAAGAGACCGGGCCUGAGCGACAUAUGGAAGACAAUCAGCCUUCCCGCACAUCAAGACAAGCUCAUGAAAUUGGACUAGUGUCUCUGUCUUCCGGCGGCGAGGCAAGAUAUAUCGGACCCUCGAGUGGCUACUUCCUUGCAAAUCUCGUUUUUUCUAGUGCUGGUCGACGAAUGGGACCAACAGGAGCGACUAGCAGCUCAAAUGAACCGAUUUCGUUAUCGACGGAGCUAUUCAACAGCCCUGCUCCAUUACCAACCAGGAAAGAGGACGCCAUCGAGUUGUCAUCGAAAUAUUUCUCUUCCGUCCAUCUCACCUACCCAUUUUUACACGAGCCAUCUUACAUGCAGAAGCUGGAAAAAAUGUACAAUGAUACGGAUCUUGAUCCUUCCGCUGCAUUUCAUGUAUACAUGGUGCUGGCGAUAGCUGCCUCGGAUUUAUCUCGGCGCUUCAGACUUCGAUUGCCUGCAGAGGGCUAUUACACUGCGGCUACCAAGCACUUUGAGGGGGCAUGUGCUGAUGGCUCCUUGGAAGGGCUGCAAAGCUCCCUCCUUCUCAUGGUCUAUGCUCUCCACAAUCCUUCCUGUGGAAUGAAUAUUUGGAGCCUCAAUUAUCAAUGCCUGGGCGCUCUAAUUGACCUAGGACUUCAGCGUGAUGUACGAGUGUCUUCAAACUUCCCAAUAUCUUUCUUGGAGCAAGAGAUGAGGACCCGGAUUUUCUGGGUAGUCUACACCUUUGAUCGAACGUUGGGCACAAUGAUGGGCAGACCAAUUGGAAUUCGAGAUGAGGCAUGCGAGCUUCGACUACCAUCAGAUGUUGCCGAUCAAUUUCUCGCUGAGUCGGCUGUUGAAGAAAGGCCCGACCAAGCCCGACCAUCCCAUAUCACAUACUCCAUUCAUCUCUUCAAGCUAGCGCGGAUGAAUUCCGAGAUCAAAUAUGUCAUGCACAGCAUUUGCAGAGAUCCACCAAAAUACGCAUACCCUCCCGUUGCUGAUAUCUAUCAGUGGCAGAGGGAAAUGAUCGACAAUCUCCAGUCUUGGCUACUUGAUAUUCCUCGGGCAACAGGAAUGGAGCCCAUCGCCAAGAUCUGCGAAACAAAAUUUCACGAGAUGAUGAUCUUGAUCUUGCGGCCAAGUCCUGGUAUUCCAGAGCCCUCAGAUGACCUACUCGCAAGAUGUUUUCAGCAUGCAGUCGAGCUCCUCCGUGGCUUCGGAGAACUAUACCGACAAGAAGCGCUGUUAUAUAGCAGGCUCAUUGUGCACUCCAUCUUUCUGAGUACACUCAUCAUGCUUCAUAGUAUCUGGAGACUGCCCAAGAUUGCAUCACAGGCUCAUAUUGACGAUGUGGUGGCUGACACAGGUAUCAGCUUGAAUAUCCUCAGCAGUAUCGGGGAGUACUGGACGGAAGCUAAGCGGGCAAGGGACUGCAUCCACGAGCUGUCAGGUGCUACUAUCCAACGCUUAAUCAAAGUUCGAAGCCUUGAUAAGUCUCCGCGGGCUACAAGGGCUCAACCACAGAGCUCAAUGCAAGCGCAUCCAGGAAACGCAGUAGCUGAAGAAUUUCCAGAGCAGGUCGAUUCGGCCAUUGGUAUUGUGCCGUCAAUGAAUUCACUUGGAGAUGACUAUGAUUUGAAUCUGGAUAGCUCAACCUGGUUCAAUGAUUCAUUACCUGGGGGUUUCAUGGAUUUUGCUGGGGCGCCAGACUUUGACAGCCUCAUGUGGGAUGUGUUCAACAAUAAUUAA
Messenger RNA from Penicillium waksmanii, 2061 nucleotides. Its product is annotated as Zn(II)2Cys6 transcription factor. Lineage: Eukaryota; Fungi; Ascomycota; Eurotiomycetes; Eurotiales; Aspergillaceae. Bases 1 to 2061 code for a protein of 686 amino acids. Gene Ontology annotation, molecular function: zinc ion binding; sequence-specific DNA binding; DNA-binding transcription factor activity, RNA polymerase II-specific. The transcript has 3 exons. The record is from RefSeq and is a predicted model, not a curated record. Gene Ontology annotation, biological process: positive regulation of transcription by RNA polymerase II; DNA-templated transcription.